AUGGACAGUUAUCGAGAAAAACUAGCGACAAGGAGAUCUUCCUUCAUGAUAGAAGACAUCUUGACACCCAAAUCUCACCAACCCGUAGACGGUGUUCGACCUUGCGUAUCGACGACGUUGCCUCGAUCACACUUGACAACGUUUGCACCGUAUCAGCUGUAUGGACUAGGAUCCACAACAUCUCCAGUUGCUGCCUAUCUUUGUCAAUCUCCUCCGCAUCACUUCCUAAGCAAACCUUUAGAUGCUAAUCCAUUGCUAUUAUCCGCCGCAGAUUCGUUCGGUGUUAUCAUUUGUAGUAAUGACAUAAAUCCUCUUGGUGUGACGACCGAACCAAUUAUCUCACUUCAGGUGAAGACAUGGUUCCAGAAUCGUCGUAUGAAACACAAGAAACAAAUGAGAAAAAUGACGGAAGAGACAGUAAGCAAACACGAUCAUUUAUUAUCCUCGAGGACAGAUGAUAUAGCAAACAGGUUGAGGGAUGCUGACUCCUUUUCCGAACCAGAAGUCGACGUUGUAGGAGAAGAGAAUCAUUAA
This is a messenger RNA of Centruroides sculpturatus (bark scorpion), 534 nucleotides long. RefSeq lists its product as uncharacterized. Lineage: Eukaryota; Metazoa; Arthropoda; Arachnida; Scorpiones; Buthidae. Bases 1 to 534 code for a protein of 177 amino acids. The record is from RefSeq and is a predicted model, not a curated record. Gene Ontology annotation, molecular function: DNA binding. The transcript is spliced from 2 exons.